This is a messenger RNA of Ilex paraguariensis (yerba mate), 1101 nucleotides long. The record is from the annotation of a GenBank genome assembly. NCBI's taxonomy places the organism in Eukaryota, Viridiplantae, Streptophyta, Magnoliopsida, Aquifoliales, Aquifoliaceae.
CAGCUCAUUGCGCUCUCUCUCUCUCUCUCCCUCUCUCACACACACCCCACACUAGCUUUUUCAACUUCUCUGCAAAACCUUUCAAAAUCUCUUUCUCUCUGUAACGGCACUUAUAAUACAGAUAGGGAGAGGGAACAUUUAGCAUAUUCAGACAGAGAAUGGGAGCAUGUGCGAGCAAGCCGAAGGAGUUGAAGGCGGAUACAGCCGCCACUGCUCCGGCAUCGGCCCCGGAGAAGGAAGAGGUUACCGCGGUUUCCGAAGCGGCGAAGGAGGUAAUAAAAGUUGUGGCUUGUGAGAAGCACAAGGAGAUUGUUGUUGAUGAUACUGUUGACGAUAACGGAAACAGGCGCCGAUCUCUCAGUCACCUGUUCAAAGAGAGCGAAGAAGGGAAAGACUCAGGUGAAAAUGAUAAGAUUUCAUUGGAGCUCAAACAGGAGCCAUCAGGGUCUGUUAAAGCUAUUGAUGUAUCUGAAACCCCUGCACCAGUUGUUCAUGAUGCUUAUGUGAAGGCUGAAUCAGAGAAAGCAAUUGAAGUAGCACCAGCUUCAGGGACUGAAACAUCUAAGGAGAAGAAAACAGAAGAUAAACUAGAGACAGAGACGCAAAAACCUAAAACACCUGAGAAGAAAACAGAAGCAAGACCAGCUAUGGAGGCCCCAAAACCUGAAACGCUUGAAGGGAAGAAAAAAGAAGAAGAAAAACCAGCUACAGAGGCCCCAAAACCUGAAAAGCCUGAUGAGACGAAAACAGAAGAAGAAAAACUAGCUGCAGAGCUCCAAAAAUAUAAAACAGAAGAAGAUAAACCAGCAACUGAUACCCAAAAACCUGAAACACUUGCGUAGAAAAAAGCCAGAGACAUGAAAGUACUAUAGAAGAAGCUAUUGAAGUGGAAAUUCAAAUGAAAGACUUCUAUCUUCCUUAUUGUUGAACGGUGAGUGCAGAUGUAAAGUAGUGAUUGCAGACGCCAAGAGGGGGUUGGGAUCAUCAAAACUGAUUCUUGGCAUUAAUUGUGAAGAGUAUUGCUUAUGUUGUUUCAUAAAUUUAUUGCAUUCCUCUCGAGUUCUUUCAAGUGUGUUCUCUUUACUUCUUUGUUUUCCUUUU